Messenger RNA from Musa acuminata subsp. malaccensis (wild Malaysian banana), 2986 nucleotides. RefSeq lists its product as uncharacterized. Gene Ontology annotation, biological process: regulation of defense response to fungus. Lineage: Eukaryota; Viridiplantae; Streptophyta; Magnoliopsida; Zingiberales; Musaceae. The record is from RefSeq and is a predicted model, not a curated record.
CAAUCCCGAUUCCUCCUUCCCCUGCCUCCGGCUUUUGCCGCAAGAUAACGGAGACGACUUUGUGCCAAAGCGAAGACAGAUCUCAUGGCGGAAUCCACGACGAAAGACGUAGCCUUCCCUUAGGAUGAUUCUUGUUGGUGCUCUCCUCAUCGUCGUACGUUCUCCGGUGCUCCAGUGAUGGCGGAUGCUUGUUUUGUUUGCUUCUUUCCGUAGGGGUUUGAGGAGUUCCAGGAAUGGCGGAGGGCGGUGGCGGACGAGCCAAAGCUCGGUUCUUGCGCUGUCCCAACUGCGAUGCUCUCCUCCCGGAUCUCGGAAAUUUCACUGCCUGCCGUUGCGGUGCUUGUGGUUCUACUGUCCGAGCAAAGGGAGAUAAUUUGGCAAUAGAUUCUACGCCAGAGAGAUCUUAUAAUAGGGUCGAUCUGAGACCGUUAGCGAGUGAACCACAUGAUGGAAUUGGGAGGUACCGCCGAUCUUCGAAAGCUCGAUUUAGCGAUUCCACAUCCAGUGAAGAUGAGAUGGCCAAAGGAUCGAAAGAGGAGCGAGGAACGAAACCUGACAGGGACAGAGUACCGACAUUCUACCGAACGACACGAGAUCGGAUGAAGGCCACUCCAUCACCAAAUUACCGACAUUCUAGCGGUUCCUCAGGGCCGUCUGCUUUGCAUGAUGGAUCUUAUACUGAUGACCGUUCCAAGAAGCAAGAUCAAUCUUGGAUUGAUGGAGUUGACCACCUGAGUCAGAACCCGAUCCAGUUUCUGAAGCAGCUUGAUGAAUUAAGAGAUCGGAUCGGUCGAUCAUGUGAGGUCACUGAGGAACCAAGGGAAAGGAUGCCAUUGAAGCUACGUGGGCUACUUGCACCUGAGAGAACUUAUGUUCCCGCUGCUCAGUACCCAGAGAGAUUAAGGAUCCGUAGACAACUCGAUGUAGAUCCUUUGGUCUAUAAUCAUCAUGGUGAAUUUGAUCAUGAGCCUGCCUGCUCUUGUACACACUGCUAUCACAAAUAUAGGUUGUUGCCAGAUAGGGUUGUCCCUCAUUCUGUCAGCUCCCAGAGCCGGAGAGGUAGUUAUCUUGUGCAGAAUCGUGGGUCCUAUCCUGUCAGGACACAGGAAUACAAUCAAAGAGUGCGAUCUCGAGAGCCACUUAUUCAGAAACGGGCCACAAUCUCCAAAAAGAAGGACAAGCAUCUUUGUCAACCUUUUGCUGGUGCUGCUCCUUUUGUAUUAUGCUCUAAUUGUUUUGAACUGCUGAGGCUACCUCAGAUAAUUCUACUUGUGUCAAAGAAAAUCUGCACGUUGUGCUGUGGAUCAUGCUCUGAGGUAAUGUCCUUAGAGCUUAUCGGAAAGAGGCUUGUUGCUUCUGCCACUCCACCAUCCACAGCUCAAGCCGAAACCAAAGGCAGUUCUCCUGUCGAAGUGAAACAAAUUAAGCAAUCUAAAGCCCAUAUUAUUGGAGAAUCAGAUACUUCUUACCAUGAAGCUGAUGAUGGCCCAUGCGAACUUAUGCAGUCGACAGAUGACAACCCUCCCAUAUCUAGUCAGGGACUGAUGGAAAGAGAAUGUGUGUCACACUUGAGUGACUCAGAGAAAACAAAGAGACCUUCAAUGUCUUCCAAUACGUCUGAUAACGUGGAAAGCCCAGAUAGUGCAACAUAUCAGAAAGCUACACCCAGCGCAACAGAUUUUCCAUUUCAUGCAGAAGUCAUUUCAGAUGCUGCAGGUUCACCAGCUCAGGAUCAUCUUGGACACCCAUCAUCCAGUCAAGUAAUGGAUGGUUCCAGAAAUGGAGGCAUGAGUGAAUAUUCUGAUCAGGAAACAGUAGUUUCCUACACUGACAAGUUUCGGCAGAACUCUGCAAAAAAUGAAGUGGUUACUGAGAUUGAUGUGUCAGGGCAUGAAUAUCCCAGUUCUAGUUUUUCUGGGGAUUACCAGGAGAAAGAGAAAUAUGAAAAUCAAGCUGGGAUUGGCAUGAGUGAUGAUUCAUUGGUUUUUAGUCAGCUAGUGCAAGAUGAAAGAUCUGAAGUUUCAGUCAAUGGUCACCCUAUUGUUGAUCACUUGGUUAGGAAAGCUGAAAAACAAGCUGGACGCAUUUAUCCGGGAGAGUAUUGGUAUGAUCAUCGUGCUGGAUUUUGGGGUGUCAUGGGGCAGCCAUGUCUUGGGAUAAUUCCGCCAUUUAUACAAGAAUUUAAUUGUCCUAUAUCCAAGAAUUGUGCUGGUGGGAAUACUGGGGUUCUUGUUAAUGGAAGAGAGCUACAUCAUAAAGACCUAGCUUUGCUGGUUCGACGAGGACUCCCAACUACAGCUGGUCGAUCUUAUGUUCUUGAGUUUUCAGGGAAUGUUUUUGAUGAAGUCUCAGGUGAAGAGCUGGGUAAUCUUGGGAAGCUCGCACCAACAGUUGAGAAAAUGAGACGGGGAUUUGGUAUGAAGGUUUUGAGGUGAUUAGCAAGCUAGUGGCAUUCAUUUGUUGCUUCAAUUCCUUGGAACACUUGUAAAUGUGAGCAAGCUCCAUAAACUGUUGAAUGACAAAAAUAUAGAGGAACAAUAUAUUCUUAGAAUUUGGAUCAAAAUAACACCUUCAAAUACGGUACAUGUUUUGCAAAGAAACACAGUGCUAAAUACACGGUACAAAAUAAAAAAUUAUUAUUGUAGAACCAAACCUUAUCUUUAUGAUUCAUUAGUUUGCCUUGGUGUUGGAAGGGUUCUAAUAAGAAACAUGUCGCCCUGAUGAAUGUUUCUUGUGUCAGACAGUAUAUGUUUGGAUUUGUUGUAAUUGUUCGCCUUGCAAUUAGAUUACACUACCUGCAGUCUUCAAUAAUGCAUGCUUUGAUUAGCUGGAAUACUGCCUCUAUAGAUUGCCUUCAUUGAGCAGAUAAACACGUUGCUUAAGCCAUGAUCUAUAGAUCUCCGCAUUACAAGAGCACACCAGUUGGAUUUUGUUUUUGUGUAUAUAUAUGAAGAUAACCUAACACAUGAUCUAAGUCACAAAAAUA